GAUGGUGACGUUGGGGGCCGGCCCAGGCCUGGGUUGUGGAGGAGCCUGACUACCGGGCUUCCUGUCUCUUCAUUUAAGCACGUCUCUGCAGAGGUAACAAGUGCUCUCCCCAGUGGGCUCCUGGUUGCAGAGCUCCCGGCCCUCACCUAGGCACACUUGUGUGAAAAGCAGAGGAGAAGAAAGACACAGGCCCAGAGGCCCUGCCGUUUCUGCGUUUCUGCAGGGGAAGGCUCAGGUUCCGGCCCGCUUCACCUGGGCAAGGCCACCAUGAACAGGGGAACCUGUUUCAGGCACCUGCUCCUGCUGCUACAGCUAGCGUGGCUUCCAGCAGUCACUCAGGGAAAAGAAGUGGUGCUGGGGAAGGCAGGAGAAACAGUGGAGCUGCCCUGCAAGGCUUCCCAGAAGAAGAACAUGUUCUUCAACUGGAAACAUCCUUCCCAGGUCAAGAUUCUGGGAGGUCAGCGCUCCUUCUGGGUCACAGGUCUCUCCAAGCUGAAAGAUCGCGUUGAAACAAAAAAAAACCUGUGGGACCAAGGAUCCUUUCCUCUGAUCAUCAAGAAUCUUGAAGUAACAGACUCAGGGACCUACAUCUGUGAAGUGGAGGACAAGAAGACAGAGGUGGAAUUGCUGGUGUUCAGAUUGACUGCCAGCUCGGACACCCACAGCAGCAUCCGCCUGCUGCCAGGGCAGAGCCUGACCCUGACCUUGGAGAGCCCGUCUGGUAGUAACCCUUCGGUGCAAUGGAAAGGCCCUGGGAAUAAAAGUAAGAAUGGGGCCAAGAGCCUCUCACUGUCCCAGGUCGGGGUGCAGGAUAGUGGUACCUGGACAUGCACCAUCUCCCAGGACCAGAAGACGCUGGUGUUCAACAUAAACAUCUUGGUGCUGGCUUUCCAGAAAGUCUCUAACACAGUCUAUACGAAAGAGGGGAAGCAGGUGGAGUUCUCCUUCCCACUUACCUUCGCAGAGGACAACCUGAGAGGGGAGCUGACAUGGCAGGUGGAGGGGGCUUCCUCCUCGCAGCUCUGGAUCUCAUUCUCCCUGGAGAACAGGAAGGUGGUUUUGAAAAAGGCUCGCCCUGACCUCAAGCUCUGGAUGGAGGAGAUGCUCCCACUCCGCUUCACCCUGCCCCAGGCUUUGCCUCAGUAUGCUGGUUCUGGAAACCUGAGCUUGGUCCUUGCCAAGGGCGAGUUGAAACAGGAAGUGAACCUUGUGGUGAUGAGAGUGACUAAGUCCCAGAACGAUUUGACCUGUGAGGUGCUUGGACCCACCUCCCCGAAGCUGAUGCUGAGCUUGAAGCUGGAGAACCAGACUGCAAAAGUUUCAAAUCAGCAGAAGCUGGUGAAGGUGCUGGACCCUGUGGCGGGGAUAUGGCAGUGUCUACUGAGUGACGAUGGCAAAGUCCUGCUGGAAUCCAAGGUCGAGGUUUCGCCCACACCAUUCACCCCAGCCUGGCCAAAGCUCCUGGCCAUCGUGCUGGGGGGGAUCGCAGGCCUUCUGCUUUUCACUGGGGUCUUCAUCUUCUGCUGUGUUAAGUGCUGGCACCGCAGGCGCCAGGCAGAACGGAUGUCUCAGAUCAAGAGACUCCUCAGUGAGAAGAAAACCUGCCAGUGCCCCCACCGGUUCCAGAAGACAGGUAACCUCAUUUGAGGCACCGGCCCGGGGAUGCUUCCCACUUGCCGCCUCCCCAGCUGUCUUCCCUGCGUUCCUGUUGGGCUCCUGGACCUGUGGACCAGAUGAAUGUAGCAGAUCCCAGCGCCUCUGGCGGUCUCCUGCUCUCCUUGUCCACACUUGGCCAUGGGUGUUCCUCUUCCAGAGGCUUGUGCACACCAUCUCUUCCCAUUUCCUCUUCACUCAAGCCCUAGCCCUUUGAUUAUUUCCUCUCGGCUCUCUUCCCCCACUUCCCACUUGGAUCCCAGGGAAGCACGUGGGACCAGCCCUGCCUGGCCUGGAGGGUGAAGCUGGGCCUCUGAAGCGUGAAGCACAGGACUGUCAUUUUAAGGGAGAGGACCCUGGGACCAGAGAGGGCAGGGACUAGCCCAAUCACAGCCAGUUCAAGGACAGAUCCAGAUCCAAAGGCUCCUGACUGCCAGCCCCCACUGCUCCAUUCUGCCUGCUUCUUGCCCUGUGUCGGCUGUGCCACAGACUCAUCCUGACCUGUACACAAAGAGGCACCCCUGGACACACACCCACGUACACAGCCCACACUUGUGCACAGACACAACUCCUUAUCACCCAAGCAGCGUGACUCAGUGUACAAACAAGUUUCACAUCGUUUGUCUAUCUGAACCUUAUGAAAAUCCUACAAGGCAGGUAGUGAUGAGACCAAGAUUAGUAUCUCCAGUUUAUAGACCAGAAAUGGAACUCGAAAGGUUAGAUGUGCCCAAGGUCACACAGCUAGAAAGUACCAGAGUCAGGACUAGCCCAGGUCUCUUGCCCCCUAAUUCCACUGCUGUGUCUUGAGCGCAGGGACAAAUACCGCACAGAGCUCUGCUGGCUAGUCACAGAUGCCCAGUAUGCACCUCUGGAUUCACAGGAG
Molecule: messenger RNA, 2536 nt
Organism: Diceros bicornis minor
Lineage: Eukaryota; Metazoa; Chordata; Mammalia; Perissodactyla; Rhinocerotidae
Gene: CD4
Product: CD4 molecule
Exons: 10
Coding region: 268-1647 (459 amino acids)
Biological process (GO): immune response; T cell activation; positive regulation of ERK1 and ERK2 cascade
Cellular component (GO): membrane raft; external side of plasma membrane
Molecular function (GO): protein tyrosine kinase binding; MHC class II protein binding; coreceptor activity
Source: RefSeq, a predicted model, not a curated record